This is a messenger RNA of Haliotis rubra (blacklip abalone), 7997 nucleotides long. Its product is annotated as calmodulin-regulated spectrin-associated protein 1-like. Gene Ontology annotation, biological process: neuron projection development; negative regulation of microtubule depolymerization; cytoplasmic microtubule organization. NCBI's taxonomy places the organism in Eukaryota, Metazoa, Mollusca, Gastropoda, Lepetellida, Haliotidae. Gene Ontology annotation, molecular function: microtubule minus-end binding; spectrin binding; calmodulin binding. The record is from RefSeq and is a predicted model, not a curated record. Gene Ontology annotation, cellular component: microtubule minus-end.
CGGAAGUGAAUAUUUCUCAGUCCAUAAUAUUGCAAUGGGCCAAGAUGACUCAAUUUGACAGGAAUUUUUCGAUAAAGAUACAUAGAGUGUCAUCUUUUCUUUCCUAAUUUCAACAUUUCUAUUUCAUGUUCGCGAUGACUCGGUAGUUCACAUACGGAUACUGAUGAAAUGUUUGUGGGAAUCCGAUUUUAUUUGCCUACAGAAUGGCGCUGCUUCCAUAAACAAUCUGCAUAAAUUUGGAUAUGUUGCAGAGGUUCCGAGAACUAAAUGAGUGACAGUAAUUAUGGAAUCUUCAAGUGCUCAGAGUGCCGAUUACACUGACAAUGAUGUCAUUGAAAUCAUCCCAACAGCAGAGUAUGAUUCUCAAAGGGCCAAACUGAGAGCUUCACUGUCAUGGAUUUUACAUAAGGCAUAUGGGGAUUCCAUACCAGCUGAGUUCAAGGAUCCGUUUUACGAAACAGAUCAGGGAACAUGGCAGAUCAAACCACACCUUGUUCGCCUCCUGACAUCCAGCGAGAUUUACUGUCAAGCAUGCACCAAUAUGUUUCCCAACACAUCGUCACAGUGGCAAGGUCACUGGAGUAUCAUCCAGGUGCUGUCUCGGAAAGGCAUCUAUGUAACUGGCUCAGAUGACACCACCGUCACGGAAACUGUCCUCAUUCAGACAGCCCCAUUCAAUAUGGAUGCCCAUGUGUCAUUGAUGACAUCACUGAUGGCGGCGUACAUGUGUGAACAGGUCACAGUAGAAAGGGUUGUGCAGGCAGUAAGACGCAUUACAACAUUCAAUGCUUCAAGUGAGCUCCCAUCUGGGGCUGAAGAUACUGUGAUCUUCUGGAUCAACAAAGUGUGCUCUGUGGCCCAGAGCAGAGACCCCAAGUCUCAGCAUGUGCUUCAAGGGGAGACCAAUCAGAAAGUGCGUAUUGUAAGUCGGACACCAGUAGGAGAGCCAACACAAGCUCCUGUGAUACAUAACCUAAUGGCCGACCUCAGUGAUGGCUGUUCUCUUGCUGUACUGCUCAGCUUCUACUGCCCAAACCUGCUCAGCUAUAGUGAUAUUUGCCUGAAAGAGAACCUGGGUAUUGCGGACUCACUGUACAACUUGCGACUGGUGAAGACGUUCUGUGAGCACAACAUGCCUGCUGGGUGCUUCCCUUUCACCUAUGAAGACCUACUGUAUACACCCCACACACUCCGUGAAAACAUCCUAGCCUUUCUUGGAGAACUCUUCUAUUGGUUUGAGAUACAAAAGUUUGAUGGUUCCCGACCUGGCACUGGUCAGGCUCUGUCAGGUGUACCACAAGUCAGCAAUGCCACCAAGCGCAGCUUCCAUCAGGCAGAGGAUACAAGAUUUACUAGUAACCCUGAGCUCAACAAAGCCACAAGUCCAUCAUCGGGGAUUCCACCAAGACAGGGACCAUUGUUGCACAAACGCCACCAAGGCAAGACAGGUGUCAAUGAAGAAGAACCUGUUCGAUACUUAGAACCACCGAAACACCCCCGCAGAGCCCACUCUCUGAGUUCACCUCAAGAGAGAGAUACCAUCCGUCAGUCUGUGAUAGCCUGGGAGGAACAAGAGUCCACACCACACAGGCCUCAAAGUGUGAAGACAUCAGUAAACCAGAGUCAAGACAGUGCUGCACUCCUGGCAAAUGUGAGCAUUGACUCGGAACUCAAUGAAAGCUUUACUGAUGACCAGCUUGGUAGCUGGAAUUUUGACGAGGACAAAAGUCAGUCGCCCCAGCCAACGUUCAGUGACCGACAGACUGUGCCAUCAAACCUGCAUGAUCCAAGUCACCCUGAUUACAUAGAGAUAGAGAGUGUAAACUCACGUCAGUCAAAUAUGAACAGUUCUCGGAGUGAAAAACUGGAACCAUUAAUGCCAGCUAUUAUUCGUCCGGCAAAGGAAAAACAUUCAAACCACACCAAAGCCCAAGAAAGAGGUGAUCCUUAUCAAAGAAAGAAAUCAUCACCAACAAAGCCUAGAAAGUCACGUAGUUCGCCUGUCAGCAGCUCAGUGACACCCAGUCAGGGGGACGUAACUGUUGAAGCUGUCGUAACUCUUCCAGGAGACAGUAGUCAAGUGACGAGUAGUGAUGAAACUGUUGUGACGCCUCUCCCUGAUGCACUGCUGACAGGUCGGGCAGGUGAUGGCGACUACGUAAGCCCAGACUCUCAACAGAAGGGUUACGAAGCAUUCUAUAUAAAUCCAGAAAUCUCUGUGGAGGUUUCAUUGCCUCCUGUGUCGAGUCAGUCUCCCAGAACUCUUAGUGGAGGUUCACACACAGAUGAAAGUGAGGUGACUGCUAGUUACACAAUCGACCAAGAUCAUACUUUAGAAACUGCUAGAGCAGCUGGGAUUCCUGUUGUUCACAGUGGAGAUGGUGUUCACAUUCGGAGGACAACAUCUCGGGAUGGUUCAGUGUCGAGCAGUAGGAGCUCAGGGGACUUCUCUGAUCAUGAAUCACAUAAGAUACACCAUGAUCAUAAAGCUAGAGAGACAGCUGACUUGAAAAAACUCUCUUUCGUUUCCUUCACGGAAUCGUCAUCCCCAGACGUAGAUGCCCAAAAACCCAAACUUGUGAUCACUGACCAACUGCCUAAGACAUUGUCUCAAACACUGGCUAACAAAGAGAAAAGGCCACUCACUACAAAUUUUGCUGAAAUCAAACGAAUUAAGGAAGCUUAUGGAAAUAUUGAUAAUUCUGGUUUGGUAUAUAUGCAGAAUGGCCAAGAACCAAAAGCUAAUGGAACUACAAAUACGCUCAAAUCAGCAUUUUAUAGAAAACAAAAUGAACCCGGGGGAAAGAAAACAACUUUUGCAACACUACCAAAUGAAACCACAUGGAUUGCUCAAAGAGCAUCUCAGGCCUCAGCAGCUCAAGCUCAGAACAAUGGAGCUGAUUCCCAACCUGUGUCAUCUGAACUGUCCCAGCUGAGGAUGAAGCUGGAUGAAAAGAGGAAGGAGAUUGAGAGGAAGAAACAGAGGAUGGAGAUGCAACAAACCAAGAUGAGACGGAGACUAGGGAAGGAUGCCUUCUACAGGGUAGUGUCUCGGCAUAUGGAUGAUGUGCCUGAUGGCACGACGGCUCAAGGGGUUCCUGGUGAUAGAACUGCAUCUGAGAUCGGGGAGAGGCUGGGACAGCAAGUCCUUGGGGCUCCUGAUGCUCAAAGGCCAACAUCUUUUGUAGAUCCUUCCUCACAUGCUGCUCAGAGGUCAAGGCCAUUUUCACGAGAAGGAAUCCAACAAACUAUAGACAAUGUUCGAAAGAAGUGGUUCAAGGAGGAUGAUUUAGUUGGUGGGGCAAGACCUCCAGAUGAUGAGAGUAUGACUUUAAGUCAAGAGGAAAAACUAGGCCCACUUUUACAUGUACAGUCUCAGCCAGUUCCUUCUCCUCCUUCACAAGCAAUGACAGAUAGUCAGCAUAGCACUAGUAGUCAACACAGCACAGGCAGCCAACCUGAGUCAUUUGAAGCUUACGAUUCAUCUCUGGAUAAGCUCAAUAAGAGUUUAUCAGAUCUCCAGGGUGAAAUAGCACGGCUGUCAUUACAACAGGAACAGAUAAAAUUCCUUCAGUCUCCUCAGGGCUAUGCCCAAGCGGACAUGCAGAUGCACCUACAAGGUGGACCCAUGACAAAUGUUUCCAGCAUCCCACCCCAGUCCUUUCCGAAACAGACUGGUUACACCUUGCCUCCUGCCACCCAGCAAGUCACACAGAUGGGGCAGGGAGGAUCUCAUCAGCCAUAUACGAUGAACCAGUUUGUGCCAGGAGCUGGUAGUCAAGGGCUGCCUGCUUCUGCAUCUACUCAGAUGUACGGAGGAGCCCAGUCAGUUUCACAGAAAAAUGUGCCAUACCAGCCUUGUCAGACACUUCCAUACACCAGUCCUAUCAUGGCUGCUACAAGCUACCAACCGGUUUCCCAACCCACCUCCACCCAUCAUACUCCUCAGCACUCAACAAUGGGAUCUCAACUUCCCACUUCUACCCACCCUCCUUUUCCUACUUCUACUCCAAUCCCACCAUCAGCACUCUCAACAGAGCGAAGGAUCCCAACCCCACCCGGUUAUACUCUACCCCCUCACUCUCCUGAUGCCCAGCCCAAUGCUGACACUGCCUCAGAAGAUAGCUCUUCCACCCAGGACACCACGGCCAAUGGGAAUGGAUUCUUUGUUUCAUUUGGGGAUGAGACGCCUAAGAGAGCAAAACCCAAACUUGGCAAAGACAGGAUGAAGAAAGAGCAAAGAUCUGAAACACCUGUUGCCAAUCCAGCAUCAGCAGCACCUGCAGCAUCGGCAUCUCCUGCCUUGCCUGCUUCUGCAUCUUCUGCCAUGCCUGCUUCUGCCUCCACAACCAGUGCACCAUUACAGCCACUACCUACUGCACAUACAAACCAUCAGAGUGGAAAUGCUGGCUUUGUGAUUGAAGAUCGGGAACUAACCCCUGAUAAGAUUGAAUUUUGCUGUUCAGAACUCGGAAGAAGAGAUGGCAAGGAAAGAGAGCGGAUACUGCAGAUGCAAGUUAAGAGGAAGGAGGAGCAGGAGAGGAAGAGGCUGGAGAAGGAGGAUGAAGCUGCCAAACAGCGGGAAGCACUGAGAUUGAAGCAAGAGGAAGCCGAGAGGAAGAAGGCAGAAGAAAAGGCAAGGAGGGAGCAGAUCUACCAGCAGUAUCUACAUCGGAAACAACAUCAGGAAGAUGAGGAGAAUGGUAUAGAAAGACCCCAAGAGAGACCAGCCAAGUCCAAACCACGACCCAAGUCCAUGUUCGUCAAAGCCACCAACUCACCCCCUCCAGAAGACGAAGGUUUGGUUUGCUCGCUGGACGAUCUCUCUGCUCGAGCAUUUGUUAUCCCUUCUUCAGGUGGUGCUGCCUCCUCAGCCUCCUCUUCUCCUCGCCCCACUCUUCGUAUUCCCCAAACACGAGGAAAGUUGAGAAAAGCAGUCUCUUGCAACACUCUAACACAAAAUGGCCGCCCAGGAGGAAUGACAUAUCGGAGACCCCCCUCACCAGAUCUGUACAGGCUGCAGCAGCGGCGUAACCGUAGCAACGAUAGCAGUGAGACAGGAUCUAAUGCAGGAUCUGACUAUACUGGUCCCAAGUUAUUUGUAAAGCCCAGUUCUAAAUCCAACCGCAACAUAAUCAUGAACGCCAUCAGUCACUGCUGUCUAGCAGGCUGCGUCAACACAGACACGAAGAACAAGGUUUUGGAGAUCAUCUCCCAGACUGAUGCCAAGCACUUCCUCAUCCUGUUCCGAGACGGAGGCUGUCAGUUUAAGGGCCUGUACACCUAUGCACCAGAGAUGGAAGAAAUAUUCAAAAUACAUGGAGUUGGACCAAAGCAAAUCACCAACAAAAUGGUGGAAAAGUUUUAUAAAUACAACUCAGGUGCCAAAAGCUUCACUGAGGUAAAGUCUACCAAGCAUAUAUCUGUGUCUAUUGAUGCUGUUGUGGUGCACAAUGCUUUGUGGAAGACAAGUAAACCUGGCGCUGCUAAGAAAUAGAUCCUGCUGUAGUCACUGAUCUCAGUCACAACACAGUCAAGACACAGUCCAGGGACUCUCUGACAGAGAAUAGGAGAUAGCUACUUUUAGCCUUCCUUGUAACAGUCACAGACGGCCAUCUGGAUAUCAAAUAGUCAUCCCUGGCACUGGAUAGUGCUUGAAAUGUUAUGACAGUUGUGUGCAUUCGGCCUGGGAAGUAUCUCAGCUUUGUGGUAAUGGCAAGUUUAAUGUGUUCUGUUCUGUUUGGACCAUUCUGUGCUGCUUUUAAAGGUGUAUCUCAAUAAUGUGAAAAAGGAUACUUCAUGCCAAGUCACACCGAUAUGAAUAUCAAUUUUAGCCCCAAAUUACACCAGAGAAAAUCAUUUUGUGGUCAUGGUACGUUUUUAUAAAUAAUGUGUGAAUGAAUACUAAGGGCAUUGGAUACUUUCUACAGCAUGACCAAAGAUUCAGUGAUGGAUUUAUUUGAAUUGAAGUUACAGUAAUAUUAUACAGUUAUAUUUUCAACAAAUCCGACAAUACUGUAUGUAUGGAAAAAAUUGUUAAGAUGGUUAUAUGGUGUCAUGGAUGACAAUGUAUUUAGAAAUAUGAUUUACAGGUAAUGGCUUCCCAGAUCCGAUCCCAGUCUGAUACACAUUUUGUAUAAGAUGCUAAGUUAUAGGAUAUAGUCAGGUUAGCUUGAGUCUGCCGUCACAGUAAGACGAAACGUUCAUAUGUCAAGCAAUAUUCCAGCCAACAGUCCCAUUAAGCAGAAACUGCAUCGGCUAUGAAGUGUAUGACCUGCUUUGUUGAAAUGUGAUUAUGCAAGUCUUCUCAUGUACUGCUUGAUAGUCUGUUCACAGUGGCUCAUGCCAAACUAGUUACAUUUGUUAAAUUAUUUUAAUAUAUUCCACUACACAUGACCAUGAUUACUACUGCUGUUCUAUGUGUGUAUGAACCACAGUAGUGGGACAUGUGGGACAUUAUCGUUUUAUCCCAUUCAACUGAAAUGUUAGUGAAAGGUUUGUAUUUGAUAUGGUUCAGAAUUUUUUAAUUGAUUUUAGCCAUUAUUCACUGUUGAUGGAGACUUCGACUUGUUUCUUCAAUUUUAAUCAACAUAUACAUGAGUAUAUAUCAUUGUAUAUAUAGUAUCAUGAUCUGGCUCGGAAACAACAUUUUGUCACACACAAACGUGUAAAUGUAGACCCUGCAUUAUCAUCAUAACUAAUAACCAUAAUCAAUAAACAGACAGCAGAAAUGUUCUGGUGUCACCAGUUCAGCAAACCAUAUUAACAGUGUAAGACAUGUCAAGCUUCAUUUUGCAUGUUAUCCUCUGAGACUAAGUCAUACUGGAACUUAUUGUGUAUCAAUUAUUGUAGGCAUGGGUUGUAGGAAUGGGAAAGAGGACUAAGUAAUUUUGUGAUUACAGGAUUUAUGGUUGUAUGUGAAGAGUUGUGAAUAUGUAGAUUUUGACCUAAUUUAUGUGUAUAAACCCUAGUUGUAGAGUUGAAGACAUGCCAGUGAGGCCCAGGCUAUUGCUCCCAGUACAGUUGUGGGUCUUUCAGAGUUCAGCUGUUAGCUUCCUGUCUGUCACGGCUGUUUCCAUUUAACACUCCUGCGAUGACCAAUGCUUUUGUAACAAAUAUUUAUUGUAAAAAUGUACAUUGUUUUCUACACUUCAUUGUUGUGAUCUAGCUAGUGCUUCAGUUGCACUGGAUCCCGAUGUCAUAUUGGAUCCUGUUGUGGGACACAGUGUUUUCAUUAUUCAGAUCAAAUAGUGCUUAUCUCAGAGUUCCAUCUCAAAGAGUGCUUGUAAAAUAAAUGUUUAACUAUUUGCAUAAAUAUGCAUUUAUUUGUGUAAAUGUUUCAUUCACAUCAACAUCAUUUCAUAGAAAAAGAUAUUAAAGUAUAGUCAUGUCAUUUUCAUAAAUCACUCUUUCCAACAUCGUUAUUCACUCAUUUGUUGCAUUUAUUUCCCUGACAGUUAUCAAAACAUUUGUCGUCAAUCAGUGUGCAGAUUCCAGGUUCGCCAAUAGACUGUGACAAUAACCUUCCUUCUAUCUCAAGUAGCAAUGGUUCUAUUUAUGCAUAAUUCUGCUCUGCUUUGCUGUUUGUUCAAAUUGGAGUGGCAAGAGAUAUGCAGCAUGGACCUGAUGCUUCUAGUAGUGUCAGAAUUAUAUCCCUUUAGCUGCCUUAACCCCCAGCCAGAGGGUAAUCACAUAAGAAUGAUCUUUUAAAAUACCCUUGUUUAGAUUUUAGAAACAGUUGAUUUCAUUAUAUAUUUUUGUUUCCUGUUAGCAAUAGUUUGGAUACCUUUCCUGACAAAGAUUCAACAUUUUAAUUGUUACUUGUGGAGACAGAAUAAAUACCCAGUGUCAUCUUGCUACUCCAAGUUGUAUGUGCAGCCAGCAAGUACAAUAUUAUUUAUGUGAGAAAGCCUGUGAUACUAUUGGCCUUACAACUUUCAAUAUGUUGCUGUGACAGUGUGCAUCUAAAUGACAAAUAAAUGUUUGUUGCCAGCUAA